Messenger RNA from Closterium sp. Yama58-4, 711 nucleotides. The record is from the annotation of a GenBank genome assembly. Lineage: Eukaryota; Viridiplantae; Streptophyta; Zygnematophyceae; Desmidiales; Closteriaceae.
AUGGAGGGCGCGGAGGAGAGAGAUGAGGAUGAGGAUGACGAGGACGGCAGGGUGCUGGAGGAAGUGGAGGAUGAAGCUGCAGCGGUUGACGAGGAGGAUGUGGAGGAGGAGGAGGAAGAUGAGGAGGUGGGGAGAGCUCUUGCGGAGGAGAGCGAGAGCGAGGAUGAAGCAGAUGGAGUGGAUGAUGGCGAUGAGGAGGCCCUCCUGGCUGUCGCUGUCGUCGCGGAAGGGGCCGCCGUUGAUGACGCCCUAGGCAUCAGCACGGAAGAUAUGGACAAAGCGCUUUCUUCUCUCCGAGCAUCUCCUUACGCCGGCUCGGCUCCGCUUCUUGAGAAGUUCUUUCGGAUGGUCAAGCGGGUGAAUGGGACCUCCAAGGCAACGCCCGUGACGGUUCUCCAGCCGAUCAAUCCCCUCAAGGUGGUGCGCAACUGGGUGCGCUUCUCCGCGGGCGAGCGCAGGCGCGUGGCGCGCUACCACAUGCUCAAGGGCGUGUUCACCAAGAGAAAGCUCCGCAAGGCCGCGCGCUUCACCAAAUUCCCGACAUACGAGGGCGGAAAGGUCACCAAGUGGUCCGGCAGGCUCCUGCCCUCCGUGGUGCUCAAGGGCGGCUCGGACAUUCUCCCUGCGGUGCUCGUCUUUGGGAACUUCUACGUCAGCAAGCAUUUCGCGCUGCAUAUCAUCUCGAGCUCCUUGACUCCGGGCGACGUGUAA